AUGAAGUUAGUUGAUUACGGUAGUGAUAGUGAGGGCGAAGAAUCAUAGGAGUAGGAAUAGAAUUAAUAAAAUGAUUAAAAGAAUAUAUAAAAAGAGAAAGAUUAAAGCAUUGACUCUGCUAAAGGGGAAAAUAAUGAAGCGAAAUAAUGUGAAGAAGGAGGGAAAUAAAUUGAUGAAACAAAAAAGAAAAUUACAAUUAAGUAUAAAGACCUUCCAAAAUUUUUAAACCCGACUAUUCAUAAAGAAAAAGAUGAUAAAAAGGAUUUAUGGAAGCCAAAAUCUAUUUAGGAGAUACAAAACGAAAGAAAGAAAAGAAUGGAAGAUUUAUCAGAAACAAAUGAUAAAAAAUCAAAGUUUACAAAAGUAAUGAGACUCCCUUCUCCCAAGCGCUAAUUAUAAAAUGAUGAAGUUAGUAGCUUUUAGCUUAAGAAAUAGGUUGAUGAUAAACCUGUUUUACCUCCUUACAUAAACCCAGAAAAUUUGUUUAAUAAAGAUAUUGACGAGGGACUAGUUGAAUAGUACGAUCAAGAUGAUAUUUACAUAAACAAGAGAUAUUAAAAUAUAUAAUCUAACAAUGAUGCUGAAUCAAGAGAGGCUAAAUUUGCUAAUAAUAGACAGAUGAAUGAAGAUGAAUUAAAAUAUCUCGAUUCAGAUAAUACAAAUAUUACUAGUGCUAAGAUAUCAGAAAUAUCAAGAGAGCAAUUAAUAGGCGACUCAAAUUGGUUGCUUAAUUAUUAAAAGUAAUAGUAAUAGAAUAUCAUAAAAUCUGGAUAUCAUCUUAACUCACAAGUAGACAAAACACAAAAAUCUAAAAACUAAUUAAAUGCUUUGGCUGUCGACGCCAUCGCUAACCAAGAUAACUUAGACUACGAAAGAUCUGAGCAAAUUAAAAAUGCAAAAAGAAAGAGAGAUAGAUAUGGUUGGUGA
Molecule: messenger RNA, 927 nt
Organism: Tetrahymena thermophila SB210
Lineage: Eukaryota; Ciliophora; Oligohymenophorea; Hymenostomatida; Tetrahymenidae
Exons: 2
Source: RefSeq, a predicted model, not a curated record